UACUAGGGUUGCGUUCUACCACAUGUUCCAAAAUGUCUUCUAGCGAAGAGGAAACACACAUUGAGGAACAGAUAAGUGAACAGAUUGACCAUGACACAGGUGAAAAUGUGACAUUUAAAUCUCUAGGGGUAGUUGAUGUGUUGUGUGAAGCAUGUGAAGGCCUAAAAUGGAAGUCUCCGUCGAAGAUUCAGAGAGAAUCGAUUCCCGUAGCUCUGACUGGAAAGGAUGUGAUUGGGUUGGCAGAGACAGGGUCGGGAAAAACAGGUGCUUUUGCUCUCCCAAUAUUGCAGAAACUGCUAGAAACUCCACAGAGACUUUUUGCACUUGUAUUGACACCGACGAGAGAGUUGGCCUUUCAGAUCUCGGAACAGUUUGAAGCUUUGGGUGCAAAAAUUGGAGUGAAAUGUUGUGUCAUCGUUGGUGGUAUAGACAUGAUGAAUCAAGCGCUAAUGUUGGCUAAAAAGCCUCAUGUUAUUGUUGCAACACCAGGAAGACUUGUCGACCACCUUGAAAAUACUAAAGGCUUCAAUCUUCGGUCCUUGAAAUUUCUGGUGAUGGAUGAAGCCGAUAGAAUACUAAACAUGGAUUUUGAGCAAGAAGUAGAUAAAAUAUUAAAGGUCAUUCCUCGUGAAAGAUCAACAUACUUGUUUUCUGCAACAAUGACAAAGAAGGUAGCGAAACUGCAGCGAGCAUCAUUGAGGGAUCCAGUCAAGGUUGAAGUGUCAUCCAAGUACCAAACUGUUGAGAAGCUGCUCCAAUAUUAUAUUUUCAUACCAGUGAAAUACAAGGAUGUCUACUUAGUCUAUAUUCUGAAUGAACUGGCAGGGAACUCGUUCAUGGUGUUCUGUGCUACUUGUGCAAACACGCAGAGAGUUGCAUUGAUGUUGCGCAAUCUUGGUCUCAUGGCCAUACCUCUUCAUGGUCAAAUGAGUCAGGCAAAACGUCUGGGAGCUUUGACCAAAUUCAAGAGCAAAUCAAGGUCCAUUCUUAUUGCUACUGAUGUUGCAAGUAGAGGGCUAGAUAUCCCACAUGUGGAUGUUGUGAUAAAUUUAGACAUACCCACUCACUCAAAAGAUUACAUUCACAGAGUUGGAAGAACAGCUAGAGCUGGGAGAGCAGGAAAAUCAGUCACAUUUGUGACCCAAUAUGAUGUUGAACUGUAUCAGAGAAUUGAGCAUUUGAUUGGCAAGCAAUUGCCGUUGUAUAACACGGAGGAGCAAGAAGUCAUGUUGCUGAUGGAACGAGUGUCGGAGGCGCAGAGACAUGCAAAGGUUGAGAUGAGUGAGUCAGGAAGCAAGAAGAGAAGGGUCCCCAGACCAGAUGCUGAUGAUGACACUGAAGAGUCAAGCGGGGUCAGAAAGAAAAUGAGAAGGAAAAACAAAUAUUGACAAUAUCAUUAAUGCAGCAGAAUAUGAGACUGAAUUUGUCUGGUUUUGUUAGGAAAAUUAAUCACCAACAUUCAUGGAUAGGCUACAAGUGUCAUGAAUAUGAUUAAAACACAAAUGCAUGAUA
Molecule: messenger RNA, 1512 nt
Organism: Dreissena polymorpha
Lineage: Eukaryota; Metazoa; Mollusca; Bivalvia; Myida; Dreissenidae
Product: probable ATP-dependent RNA helicase DDX47
Exons: 2
Coding region: 33-1388 (451 amino acids)
Molecular function (GO): ATP binding; nucleic acid binding
Source: RefSeq, a predicted model, not a curated record